Messenger RNA from Oreochromis aureus, 8078 nucleotides. RefSeq names its product protein mono-ADP-ribosyltransferase PARP14-like. Gene Ontology annotation, biological process: negative regulation of gene expression. Gene Ontology annotation, molecular function: transcription corepressor activity; NAD+ poly-ADP-ribosyltransferase activity. The record is from RefSeq and is a predicted model, not a curated record. The coding region runs from base 106 to 4908 and encodes 1600 amino acids. Gene Ontology annotation, cellular component: cytoplasm; nucleus. The transcript is spliced from 15 exons. NCBI's taxonomy places the organism in Eukaryota, Metazoa, Chordata, Actinopteri, Cichliformes, Cichlidae.
GUGACGUCUAAGAAGCUGAGACAGUAUGAGCUGGACUGCCGAGCCUCUGACUGCUGCAAGCUUUCGCUCCAGGUGUGAGUUUCUUUAGUCUUUCUAGUUCACAUUAUGGGGGACAUUUACAAGUAUCCCGUUUUCUUCGAGUGUUCCAAUCUGAGCGCAGAGCAAAAGAAGAGGAUAGAAAACUAUUUCCAUAUUCGUCGCAAAUCGGGCGGCGGUGAGUGCGGCUCGGUGACGGACGUAAACGACAAAGUUUACAGCGUCGCGUUUAAGGAGCGAGAUGCUCAACAAAGAGUCCUGCAAAAAUCUCAGCAUGAGUUCAACUUUCCAGAUUGUACUCUGGUUCUGACUGUGAGAGACAGCCCAGGACCUCCUGUCGCUUCUCCCACAUCCCCCUCGUCUCCAGGCCAGCCAGUUAGCCCCAAACUGGAUGUAACCUCUUCACAGAAUCAGUCAUCUCCUGCAUCAAGCCUGACAGUCAGUGGUGAAGAAUACGAACCAUCUAUUGAUAGCUAUCUCCUCCGUUACUUAAGUGAAUGUCCAAAGGCUGGGAAAGAACUGGAGACAGAGCUUUUCUCUGUGGGCUGCAGUGCUCAGCUUUUCCCAGAUAAGAUUUUAGUUAGAAGAGAUCAACCAUGUGCUGCAGAUGUUAACUGGAAAGCUGAGGUAGACAAAGUUUUUGAUGGCUACCUGUCCCACUAUGAGGUGAAUGCUCGCAAUGUCAAAGCUUUGCUCCAGUCCUUGAACUCUCCAAAGACAACGGAUGAGGUGAAGGUGUACAGCGAGCUUGGGUUGACAGUGGUGGUUGGGAAACAGUCUAAGGUGAAUGCCAAGUUAUUGGAAGUCAAGAGCAUAAGAGGUAAACUUGGAUCAGCAUCAGGUGUGAGUGAGAAGCAAAACAGUAUUCGUCGACUGGGUGAGGCCAAACUCCGUCUCCUCUGGAGAGAGAUUGAGCAAGGUUUGGGAGAACAUUUUCCAGAGGUGAAAGCCACACAGGGUGAAGAAGGUCAGCUGACUUUGGCAGGUUCUGUGGAGGAGAUUCUUGAGGCUGGACAACUAGUAUCUGAUAAGGAGAAAUUGGUGUUAGAGCGCACAGUUUCUGACAAGAGCCCAUAUUUUUUCAGCUUCCUCAGAAAGGUAUAUGGAGGGCCAAGGGUGCUAGGGGAUUUUUUAGGUGUCGGUGACAAGGUGGAAAUAGAGUUAAGAGACACAGAGCUACUUUUCUUUGCACUCUCGGCUGGUAAACUGGAUGAUGCGGAAAAAAAACUGAAAGAAAAAUUCAAGGAUGUCAGGUUUGAAGUUCCGAACUGCUCCAUUGUGCCACUGGAGCUUCGGGAAAAACUUAAUUCCAAGACAAAUAAGAUGAAUCAAGGGCAGUGUAGGGCUCAAGUUGUGUUUACCUCAGACACAAUUGUGUACUUGGUGGGCCACAGCAAUGAGGUUGAAGAGCUGAGCGACAUUGUCACACAGUUUAUUUUGGACCAGGCAAGUGUAGAAGGACGCAUCCCUCUCCCUUUCCCAGAGUUGCUAGAACUCUUACCAGACCUGUUGCAGCUGUUUAAGUGUGACUCUUCAGAGGUUACCUUACAUCCUUUAACAUCUUCCUCUAGACCAGUGGUGCUACUGGAAGGCCCAUCUGGAAAAGUGACUGAGUUUAGGAAUAAGCUGGGUCCACUUCUUCAGUCCCUUGUUAGGGACAGAGUCAGCAUUAGCAUGCCAGGGGCAGCAAGGUUUUUUGAAGGUCUCGCUGGAAGAAACACUCUCCUAAGUGUUGGUCAAUCCUACAAGUGUCUCAUACAGCUUGAAGAACAGAAUCAUGUUAGUAGACAAAAUUCAGGAGUUACCAAAUACAACCUUUGCGAUGGGCUCCAGGUGUUGGUCUGUCAGGGUGACAUCACCACACAACGGGCUGAUGCCCUGGUGAAUGCUGCUAAUGAAGAUCUGGAUCAUGGUGGUGGUGUGGCUGCCGCAUUGAGUAAGGCAGGUGGUCCUCAGGUGCAGAUAGAGUGCAGAGCCAUGGUGAAGCAAACUGGAAAAAUCCCUACAGGUGAUGUGGUAGUGACCACCGGCGGAAACCUGAAAUGCAAGAAACUGCUGCAUGCAGUUGGGCCUGUUAAUGGAAAAUGUGGUGGCAAAGAGAGAAUGCUACUGGAAAAGACUGUCAGCUCUGCUCUGAAUUCAGCAGAAAUGAUGAAGCUUACAUCCAUAGCCAUGCCCUGUAUCAGCUCAGGAUUGUUCUGUGUUCCUCUUACUGUGUGCGCUGAGGCUAUUGCAACUGCUGUUAAAGAGUUUGGCAGUCAGGGAGGUCGAAGUCUGAGCAAAAUCAUCCUGAUAGAUAAGAAAGGAGAGGUGGUGAGGGCCAUGCGGGAUGCAUGUGACAGAAUUCUUCGAGGGACAAGUACCGAACUCCAGCCAAAUGCAUCUGGCCCAAAUACAGCGGGACAAGCCACUGCUGGUGCUACUGGGUGCUGCGUCCAAGUGGAGAUCGUUCAGGGAACACUAGAGAACCAACAGGUUGAUGUCCUCGUAUCUCCUAUGGUUGCCCAUGAUCCUGUCUCUUCCCGUGUUGGAAGUGUGCUGUCCAAUGUGAUUGGCCCUCAGAUGAUUGCAAAGUUUCAUCAGGAAGCAGGAGGUGCGACACUGCCUGGUGAAAUAGUGUUGGUGGAGAACUUACCUCCUCUGCAAUGCAAAGCAGUGGCCUUCCUCAACCUAAUUUCCUGGGACAACAAUCAAAAUGGAACAGCAGUCCAGGUGCUGAGACAGGGCAUCAGAAAAAUUCUGGCAUCCUGUCAGAUCAGAGGUUUUAGUUCAGUUGCCUUUCCUGUGCUCGGGACGGGUGCUGUCCUACAAUUUCCUCACAGCGUGGCAUCCAGGGUUCUUCUGGAGGAGGUUGGUGAAUUUGAAAAGAACAGAAUCAACAGUCCACCUUUCCUGGUCCGCAUUGUGAUUCAUCCUGGUGACAAAGAUUCAAGCAAGGCCUUCCAGUCUGUGCAGGGAAAUUUGCAUCUCAGAGGAUUCACAAGUGAUAUUAACCCAGAUCAAGAGUCCUUUUACCGCCAUGUCUCUGUGUCUGAUCAUGAGGUCACAGCCAUGGUGGGUGGAGUCAAAAUUCAGAUGCUCCGUGGAGACAUCUUAAAUGGGGGCACCGAUGUCAUUGUCAAUACUACUGAUUUCUCUCACUCUUCUGGUGUUUCCAAAGCCAUUGUGACUGCAGCAGGGCCAUCAGUCCAAGCAGAGUUAGCUCAAAGAAUUCCUUCAGACUGGAUGAUCACCACAGGGCCUGGAAUGCUGGGAUGUAAGGAAAUCAUCCACGCUGGCUUUAACUGUGAUCCUCAGUUGAUUCGCAAGUACUGCAAAAAGAUACUGGUGCACUGUGAGAACAAAGGCUACAACUCGGUGUCUUUCCCAGCCAUCAAUACUGGAGCGGGGGGUAUGCCCUGUGAUAAAGCUUGUAAAGCCAUGCUGGAUGGGAUGGCUUCAGCUAUUGCAAAGAUAAGACCAAGUUCUCUGUCACUCAUUCGCAUUGUCAUCAUGGAACAACCAGUCUUCCAGGCUUUCAGAAAAGAGCUGGAGAAUCGCUUUGGACAAAUAACUCCUUGCCAUAUCGGUCUGAGAGAAAAAGCCAAACAGAAGCUCAAGAAGUGGCAAAAGAAACAUUCAAAAUUCUUCCCUUCAAUGGCACCACAAGAAAAAACCUUUGCCUCUAAACCUCAGCCAGCUAUGAUACGUGUAAUAAGCUGUGAUCCAUACAUCACCAAGACCAUCCAAAGUGAGCUGGAGGGGAUCCUGCAGAAGCACCUGAUAAAGAGGGAAGUAGACAUGCAGGAAUUUUCAGCGCUUGAGCCCAUGGAGCUCGAGGCAGUGCAGGCAAAAAUCAAAGUCCUAGGAAUAAGCCUGGAGCACAAGAAACAUCAACAUAGCAAGAGCAGCCCUGGAAAUACAGUUGGACCUGAAGCUAGAGAUCAGAUGGGGUCAGGAAAGGACGUCUAUGUGCUGGAAGGCCUAAAAGAGGACAUUCUGAGUGUCACUGAGCUCAUAGGCAGAGCAACCCAAGAAGCACUUUAUAAAAACUUUCAAGAUAAAGAAGAAGCAAUAACAGCUCUAAAUGUGCAGUGGUCUUUGAAGGACGUAAAUGGAGCCUGGCAGGAGGUGAGUCUGCGUGACAACUACAUGUUGGAGUACGCUCAAACGCAGAACAAAAUCUUUGUUGACAUAGAUGCGCCAGAUGGCUCAAGAGUGACCGUAAACCUGAAGACAAAAGAAGCCACAAAUGGGGUGACAGGAAUGACAUACAAGCUAAAAAGGAUCGAGUCUGGAGCAUUGGAGAUGCCAAUUAAAUGGGAUCCUAUGAAGGAAGAAAUGUUCAUGAAGGUAGAACUGCAGCCUACCUCACAGGAAUACCGGGAAAUAGCCCAGGGUUUCCUGAAAACAGCCAAAUUCAACAUUUGCAAAAUUGAGCGUGUGCAAAACUUCUACCUGUGGAACGCCUACAGUGUGUGUAAGGAGCGUAUACUUGCCAAGAAUGGACCAGCAGAGCUAGGUGAGAAGACUCUCUACCACGGCACAUCAGCAGAGUCAUGCCAAUGCAUUGAACGGGACCGAUUUGACAGGGGUUAUGCAGGAAAAAAUGCUGCAAGGUAUGGAAAAGGCGUUUACUUUGCUGUCAAUGCAGCAUAUUCAGCUAAUGGAUUUUCCCCAGCAGACAAAUCAGGCUUAAAGAGGAUGUAUGUUGUUCGUGUCCUGACUGGCCGUUACACGGUCGGUAAGAGCAGCAUGAUUUCACCUCCUCCUCGAGGCUCAGAUCCCACUGACUGCUACGACAGUCUGGUGGACAACCAGCAGCAGCCCAGCAUGUUUGUGAUCUUCCAUGAUGACCAGGCCUACCCAGAAUACCUCAUUACCUUCAAGUGAGAAAGACUGAGGGAAGUCGUGCAUCAACACUGUGGGGUCAAAGAAAUGUACUAUACUGUAAAUGUUUCUACUCUGAAUUAAUGUUAGAUCUCGUUAUCUAGAUUUUGUCUUGAGCAAUGUAUCCCUGUAAUACAGAUGCAUGUUAAAGUAUAUCAAAACCAAGUAGUUAUUUAAAGUGGAUAAGACUUCAUCUCAGCUAACUGUGCAUAUUUGAGAGAUUUUUAAGAACGGUUGUGAGUCAUAACUUUGCCUCAUUUGCCCCCAACAGCCAUUAAGUUUCUACAUUACGUAGUUCUUGUGAUAUGAAAAAUGACUUUCACUUCUUUUGUUCUUUUUUUAAUACAAAUUUUCUUGAACAGAACUGCAAUCAUUUAUUUUAAAUAAAAUACAAAGUUUUAAGAUUUAAGAUUAUUUAUGUUUCGCAUUUCCCACAAUAAUUACAUAAUUACUUAGAAAUAGGUAAGGAUUAAGAACGUAAGAAAAUACUGUAUUUAUGAGACUUGGGGGGGGGAGGAGUUUAAUAUUAUCAUGGUUAUUAAAACAUCUUUAUUAGAUGGAGUACAUCUUUGUCAACCACAAAAAAAUACAACAUGUUCAGAAGAGAAAAUAGAGUGUACAAAAAAUGACACGUCACAUUUUUGUCUGAUGCCACUUCACAUUGGAAAAAGCAAAAAUCCACUGAAUGUGCAGUACUUAUUUCCAUUAUCACUGAUCUGUCGGUUUUCCCACAGACGAACAUUGACCUUGUCUCCAACUUGUAGCAUUAAGACUGCACUGUUUGAGCCACUGAUGGAAUGAGCCUGACUAUAACCAUACCAUGAUACAAUCUGGUUUCCAUUGUGGUACAGACUGCCACCACUGUUUCCAGUGUUUCUUCCCCACCAGAAAGAAGAAAAGGUGAAAUAAUAGACUCCUUGAACUGGUGCUGUAAAAUAUCCUGCAUCGAAAAUACAACCACACAAUAAGAGUAAUUAAUUAAAUGUCGCUCCUGCUGUACAGAACAAACAGAACAGAAAUACAUCUUAAAGAUUACAAAAAUGUCAGCAGCAGAAAAGGGGAAGGCAUGUGUGCACACACACACACACACACACGGCCACACUGCUUCCUUACCUGUUACUGGACUGUAGUGUCCUCCAACGUUGUACAGAACAUGUCUGUACACCAGAGGGUAAAGAAAAUUUGCUGGCCCAAUGGUUGUGCCUGUGGGUAAAGCAGCAGAAAAUGCAACCUGACGUUGCCCUAAAAACACCAGAAAAUAUUUUUUAGCUUGUUUCCUCCAAUAAAUGAAUGGGGGAAAAAAAAUCGGUUUUCAAAUCAUUUCAUAUUUUCAUUAUUAUACUAUAAAGUUGCAACCACUCCUAAGUGUUACAAUGCCAGAAUUGUUUAAACAGACAGUGACACCUCUUCUUUUUGUUAUUAAAACAACAGCAGUGAAGCUCACAAGUAUUGAAACCUUAUUGGAAGUUAUAAAGAAAUUAUAAUAAUAACAUCUGUAUUUCACCAGAUCUGGUUUGAGCCUUGGUUCGAUUAAUUCUGAGCUUUAGUAUUUAGUCAGUAUUUGUUUUAAAUCAGGGGAAAACAGAUAUAUUUCACCUCAAUUAACUUAGAAAUCAAUAAUUUCGGAGUGAGACAGGACAAAAAGAGAAGACAACCUUUAAUGACAUGGGCAUAUAAACACCUGCGGAAUGAUACGAGGAGAGUGGAAAAGAAUGGAAUGUCAUCCAGCAGCCUGAGCAUUAUUAACUAUAAUAACUAAGUAUAUAUUGUACUGUACCUGACACCUGAAACACAAAUUAGAAGCUGGUUCAAUAGGAGAGAGGCCUGAGAGCUGAAUGCUCUGCCUCCAAUUCUACUCACAAACUCUAAGAAACAUAAGUAAGUCUGCAGCCUGAUACUGAGUACUCUGUUCAGACAAUAUUGUGCUGUGAGUUCCUUUAGACACCUUGUAUGUGAGAAGGAUUUCAAAUUUAAUUCUAGGUUUUACAGGCUUCAAAUGAAGAGAAGCUAAAAUAGAAGAAAUCUGUCUGUCGGCACCAAACAUGCGAACCUCCUUAAUGCUUCAUUUUUCGCCUGCAAUGAGUUAAAUUUAGUAUUAUAACUAAAAUGCUUUUGUAACAACAAUCAUCAAAAAUGAGUAAGAAAAGACUAUUUUGUAAAACAGUUAUAAAAAGUUAUAUGACACAGUGACUGCACAGUUCAUUAUUUUUAUUCAUUCAUUAGUUCAUUCUUAUGAGAUAUUUUGUUACCUUCAUACAUUGUCCUGAGCUCAGUCAGUGUGCUGUUAAGUGCAGCCACCUUCCUCUCACUGGCUUCCAGCUUUCUGUUUGUUUCUUCAAGAGCUCUCACAGUGGCUUUCUGUCGUUCUUCUAGAGCCCCCAGUUCCUUCAGCACCAUAUAGAUGUUGGGUUCACAUAGUUGGUCAGUUGUUUUGUUUACCGUCCGAGUGGCUGGUGUUUCAGACCCUGGGUCAGCUGACACGUCGUUAUUGUUCUCUGCCUUAGUAUCUUCAUAUGAGAGCUCAGUGGUCAGGUUCUGAUUGAUUUGAUUCUGAUCACCCAUUUCCUCACAUUCAGAUAAACCAGCAAGUAAACAAAUAAGAAUAAUUACUGUCAAUCUCUCCAUUUUCCAGGUUAGAUGCUAUUUUUUAGAUCCCUGUGUUUUACUGAAGACCACAGUGUAAAGAACCUAUUUAUAAAAGGGUCUGGGUUAAUUAUUAGAAAUAAACUGAUAAAAAACAUCAUAUAAUCUUAUGACAAUGGAAUAAACUUUAACCUUUUUCCUUAUUGCCAGUUUGUUAUUCAGGACUGUUAUGAGUUAAAUAGAGCAUGGGAUAUGGAAAAUACCUACAUACAAAGUCAGCACAUUUAUCACACUCACCAGAUUACAAACAGAAAACGUGACUUUAUCUUUGACCUGCUUUUCACCUGCACGUGGGAUGGGAAUAGGGUUGUAGGGGAAGCAAGGGGUUGGGUAAAAGUAAUUUAAGAGAUAUGGAAACUAUGAUAACUGCAUGACCACAUUUUAGCUCCCCUUUGUUUUUGCUUAUUCCCAUGCAAAAUAUUAACUAUUAAAACCUUUUUUGUCUUGUGUAUGUGUUGUUUGAUGUAUGGACAUACUGCAAAUCAAUUUUCCAUUGUGGACAAUAAAGUUACCAUUGAUUAUUGACCAUU